AUGAAUACUCUCGAUCCUUCCUCAGCUGUACCCCAUCAAGAUGCUCCGGCCCAUAUCGACACUACCGUCAACCCUGGUCCCCCUGCUCCUCUUGGUACUAAUGCUGUCCCUGGUACAUCUGAUACUAUCAAUGUUUUCACUGCCCGUCCUAUGGACAUUGACGUUGAGUUCGAUAACGAGGUAAACCGUAAUGGUAAUAACUCAAAAUCGCCCUUGGUUGGUCCUGCUUCUGAAGCACCCAACUCGAAGUCACCCUUCACUGGAUCUGGUUCUGCAGCUCCCGAUCGUAACACGUUUGAAGUAAACGCUGAUCGUGCACUGAUCAGAAUCGGCGAAAUCCAAUCGAAACUUGCUGCCCUAUACGAGAAGGAGUCUGCAAUCAUGGAUGUCUUACCAGCAACCAUCGAUGAUUCUAACCUCAGGGAGUUGCAACUCAAUACUAUUCGACGUGAUAUUGCUCAUUGGAAUGCCCAAAUUGUUGUUAAUAACGAUUUGUACACUUCUUGCAAACAAACGUCUGUCAAGUUAAUUACUAGCUUGGCCCAGGUAAUGAAGUUAGAUGAUGCCGAAACUGUUUCUGAAAAGAGACAAAAGGAUCACUCUGACAUUCCAGCUAAGGAGAUUCCGGUCUUUGACGUCAAAUAUUCUGAUUUUGACUCUAAUCCCGACGUCCACAAUCCCGAAGACUACUCUUUAAAAUCUUUCAUUCGUAAGUUUGAAAGAGUCUAUAAGAAUUACGGUGUGGAUGUGGAACUCCACUGGCUUUUCCAUCUCGAAGCUAGUUUUGAGAAUAACGAUCUCUACAACAACUGGUUUCACCAGAACUUUAAAUCUGAAUUGAAAAAUAAGAAAAAGUCAUGGUCUGAUGCGAAGAAAGUCCUUGAACACCGUUUCGAUGCCUCCGCACGUUUGGGUAUAGUUAAAACUAACAUGAUGCUGUAUAAUUUAAAGCAGUAUUCACAUGAACAAUUAGCCCAGUUCAUGGAUCGCUACGGUGCUUGUGUUCGUGCUGCUAGGGUUCAAACCCAGGAAAAUUUCUAUUUUACCGUUAAUUUUUUGAUGUCUCUCUAUACCAAUAGAUUUCAAGAGAAGGUUAAAGAACGUAUGGACGAAUACAUGAAGUUGAAUCCUUUGAAUCAUGAUUCCUCUAUGGCUAGCAAGCACGCUAAUCUCGGUGAAGAUCAAUUCUUUGAAUACUAUAGCAACUUCGGUCGCGUGUGCGAAGCAUUGAAUCAUUUCCUUGGUGAAUUAGAAGUAUCUUUGAAGGAAAUCCAAACCCUUGCUGAUGCCAAGCCUUCUGCCAAUCCUACCGCUCCUUCUGAAUCUAGUACCUCCGGUAAAAAGGAUGCUACAAAGAAAAGAAAACUUGAAGUUACACCUGCUGCUGUUGUUGAAACUACUGCCCCAAGUGUUGUUAACCUCGAGAGAGUGUACGACCACACCUACGAGUUGUCCGCUGAUGAACGCCGCUUUCCGUAUUUUCCGAUGAACAUUAUAAGACUUGUCCUCAAAGAAAGAAGAACACUUCCCACCGAGUAA
This is a messenger RNA of Mucor mucedo, 1539 nucleotides long. RefSeq lists its product as uncharacterized. The coding region runs from base 1 to 1539 and encodes 512 amino acids. NCBI's taxonomy places the organism in Eukaryota, Fungi, Mucoromycota, Mucoromycetes, Mucorales, Mucoraceae. The record is from RefSeq and is a predicted model, not a curated record. The transcript is spliced from 2 exons.